CAGUGACGUCAAAUGUCGUCCGCAAAGCUGCCAAACACAAACUGUUGACUACGCGCGAUCCUUAACUAAAAGUACAAAUACCAACAAUGGGCAAUUCUUGUAAAAAAUCACAAAAUCCAAAAAUACCCGACGAUGUCAAUGAUGGCCUUGAGACAUUGGAGGAAUAUCGAAGCCGUUGGCGUUCGGUGCGCGUCAUUUAUUUCACAAUGUUCCUGAUGUCACUUGGCUUCAGUAUUAUACUAACUGGCAUAUGGCCGUACUUAAAUAAGCUAGAUCCAAAGGCGGGCAAAGAGUUUAUGGGUCUCAUUGUUGCCGCAAAUCCGUUGGGUCAGAUGAUCUUCAGUCCGCUCUUCGGUUGGUGGAGCAAUAGAAUUGGCAGCAUACGUUUACCCUUACUAUGUUCGUUGGCGUUGUUCACAUUCGCUAGCGGGCUAUAUUCAUCACUGGAAAUGCGUCCCGAUCAUGUCAAGUACUGGAUGUUGAUCUCACGUUUCUUAAUAGGCGUCAGUUCGGCAAAUAUUGCUGUGUGCCGUUCGUACUUAUCGGCAGCGACACGUUUGAGCGAACGCACGAAAGCCGUUUCGAUGGUGUCACUGGCACAGGUGUUGGGCUUCAUUGUGGGACCCGGUCUACAGACGGCUGUAACACCAUUGGGUAAUGAUGGUUAUAGUUUUCUUUGGGGCUCUAUUGUUUUCAAUAUGUACACGGCUUGUGGCUGGAUAAAUGUACUUAUGAGUAUUGGCAACUUCAUCAUGUUUCUGCCGGGACUUUUUGAGGAGCAUAAAAUAGCUGCACGCGAAAUAAUGAUAAAACAGGGUAAAAGUUCGGAGCGCGAAACGUGGAAGGCCAUCAAACCGGACUAUGUGUCAGCGUGGACUUUAAUUAUGGCAUUCUUCGUGUUGGUCUUCAACUUUGUGCUGCUCGAAACACUCGGCACUUCUCUUACCAUGGACCAGUUUGCAUGGAGCAAUCAUGAAGCGCUCUACUACAUGGGCAUACUGAUGUCAGUGGGCGCUAUUGUGGCACUCGCCACAUUUGUUGCCAUCAAUCCACUUUGUAAAGUUUUUCCCGAACACUAUGUGCUCAUAUGGGGUGGCUUUUCGCUAAUGGUACUCGGCCGUGUGCUGUAUAUACCUUGGGGCGAUGGACCACCUGUUAUUGCUGAAGUUUACAAUGAAACAUUACCGCUGACGGGCAAUGCUACAAUAGAUCUCGAUCCGAAUGAUAUCGUAUUUCUCGGCUGCCCCAAAACACAGCCCUGGUGUGAGCUAACGCCAGCACUGACUUUAACACAAUUCAUCAUCGGCUAUGCAUUCACUUCGAUUGGUUAUCCGAUCGGUGUCACAUUGAUACAAACGAUCUUCUCAAAGGUAUUGGGACCACGACCGCAAGGUGUUUGGAUGGGUCUGAUGACCGGUGCGGGUUGCUUGUCGCGCGUAUUGGGACCUGUUUUUGUAGGUGUGAUUUAUACACGCUAUGGCACAUACUGGACGUUCGGCAUAACGUCGGUGAUGAUGUUCGUAGCGAUGAUAUGGCUGCUGUUAUCGAAAAAUCGUUUGAUACCACCGAGUUUCGACAAUCCUAUGGGUGCCGAAAUGCAAACAUUGAGUACAAAUAAAGUGCCACUAGCAUCAGCGGACGAAGAGUACAAAAUAGUGCCACAAAUUGAUGACGAAGCGCCGGCGCUGAUAGAGAAUGAAGAUGAACUGGAUGCUGCUCUAAAUACAGCGCUGUAUUCGGACAAAAAUAACAUAACUAUAGUUGU
Bactrocera dorsalis (oriental fruit fly) is the source of this 1765-nucleotide messenger RNA. Its product is annotated as major facilitator superfamily domain-containing protein 8-like. Gene Ontology annotation, molecular function: transmembrane transporter activity. NCBI's taxonomy places the organism in Eukaryota, Metazoa, Arthropoda, Insecta, Diptera, Tephritidae. The record is from RefSeq and is a predicted model, not a curated record. Gene Ontology annotation, biological process: transmembrane transport. Gene Ontology annotation, cellular component: lysosomal membrane.